Messenger RNA from Anopheles coluzzii, 1627 nucleotides. RefSeq names its product multiple coagulation factor deficiency protein 2 homolog. Bases 283 to 954 code for a protein of 223 amino acids. The record is from RefSeq and is a predicted model, not a curated record. NCBI's taxonomy places the organism in Eukaryota, Metazoa, Arthropoda, Insecta, Diptera, Culicidae. Gene Ontology annotation, molecular function: calcium ion binding. The transcript has 4 exons.
CAAUCUUCUUGUUGUCAAUGUUCGGUUAAUACGUGGUGUUUUCCAAUCCAGUGGACAAAAAUGUAUAUGCGUGCGAUCUUAGAAACAGACCUUUAACCUUCCACGCAUAGCGUUGGUAAGACCGCAUCGCUUCUCACUGGAUAAAGCUUUCAUUGUUCAUUGUUCUUACCUACGUAAUCGGUUUCUAUCGUAUGCGCUAACGUCGUCUGUUGAAUAAAAGUGAAAGUUUGUCAAAGUGCUGGACCUGUAGAAAGUGCCGCUUCGUGACGUGUUGGAACAAUAAUGAAGCAUAGCGUGUUGAUAACCUUGGCCAUAUUGAUGCAGCUUGCAUCGUUGGCUAUUUGUCAACGUGUAGCACCAGGAGUUAAUCCAAACCAUUAUCAACAACAACAACAAUAUCAGCCGCCCCCUCCGCAGUAUCAGCAACAAGCUCCCCAACAUCAGCAGCCGCAAUAUCAACAACAACCGCCCCAACAACAGCAGCAACCCCAGUAUCAACAACAGCAAUUUCAACAACAGCAGCAACAUCAGCAGCCCCAUGGCGAACAUGGGCAACAGCAAGUGCUGCAUACUGGAAAUUUACAACAGGAGAAACAGCACAUUGCUGAACAUAUGGAAGUACCAAUCGAUACGAGCAAAAUGAGCGAACAAGAACUACAAUUCCAUUACUUCAAAAUGCACGAUUCGGACAAUAACAACAAGUUGGAUGGUUGUGAACUCAUAAAAUCACUCAUUCAUUGGCACGAGCAAGGCAAGGCACAAGAAAACAGUGGGCAUCCGCAGCACGAAGAAAAAAUUUUCUCAAACGAUGAACUCUCCGCGCUGAUAGAUCCUAUUCUUAACUCAGACGACCAUAAUCAAGAUGGUUUCAUCGACUAUCCGGAGUUUGUUCGAGCUCAGCACAAAGCAGCACAGCAGCAACAAGACCAGCAACAACAGCAACCACACCCUUAGUUUUUUUUCAGUGCAACUCAGCUCAAAUCACUGGCUUAGUGACGUCCGCGAUAGACUGGCAAAAUAAUAACUGAGCUUUUAAAAGCAUAAAUCCUCCUUGCAUUCAAAAGCAGGGUGGCCUACGGGGCAAAAAAAAAAUCUAAUGUUAGAAACAUUUCGUUUGAUCUGAUAAAGAAACAAAUCAUUCCUGGGCCGAAUAGUUCAAACAUCCUUGAUCCAUACUGAUAAAACACAGGGCAGUAUUAACUCCGAGAGGACAUUCCGUCAAAGUUUGUUCUAGUAUUACAAUAUUUCGAAUAUUAAUCCUUUCAAAAUUGGCAGCGCUUAGUAUAAAAGACAAGGCUAAGAAUUUAGUGGCGUAGCUCGGAGUUUUAUUUCUUGUUUCAUACAUUAAUGCAAAGACUGUAAAAAAUAUACUGAAUGCACUUUCAUUCUACAAAAAAAGAAAAGGAUUAAUACGAGACACUAAAACGUAAUGGCUGCGAUAUAAUGCAAACGCACAACGAUCGCACAAAAACGUUUACUUUUAUUUGCAUUAAAAACGAAUGUUGUGUGCUUAUAUGUUGUUGUAAAUGUACAUGUUUGUUUCGCUUAAGAUUAUUUGUUGCAAAGUGACAAGGUAUCAAAAAUCAAAUGGAAGGGUUGAAGAAAAACCACAACAAGAAUAUAUCAA